Molecule: messenger RNA, 4636 nt
Organism: Scleropages formosus (Asian bonytongue)
Lineage: Eukaryota; Metazoa; Chordata; Actinopteri; Osteoglossiformes; Osteoglossidae
Product: E3 ubiquitin-protein ligase AMFR-like
Exons: 13
Coding region: 406-2298 (630 amino acids)
Biological process (GO): ubiquitin-dependent protein catabolic process; protein K48-linked ubiquitination; endoplasmic reticulum unfolded protein response
Cellular component (GO): endoplasmic reticulum; ubiquitin ligase complex; cytosol
Molecular function (GO): ubiquitin binding; ubiquitin protein ligase activity
Source: RefSeq, a predicted model, not a curated record
GUGACGUCACGCGAAACCGGAAGCAGAUGGAAGAUGGUGGAAACUGCGAGAAACACUGUUGAUGUAGAGCCAGGAGUAAAAAUAAACCGCAGCCACAAGCUCGGGUGUUUCGGAGGGAGCGGCCGCACAGAAUAACGGAUAACUGAACACUGAGGCGAGGAGUAUUUGCUGCCGUUGUGGUUUUGUCGGAGAAGUGUGCGUACAGCGCUGUUAGUGUUAGUUCAAAUUAUCCGUUCGAGUGCUGCUCGGGUUAGCUGUGAGGCUAACGGCGGUGUGUCACCGGGGAGCGCGCGGAGCCGCCGCGAGCCCGUCGUGACGUGUGAGUGUCGGAGACUAGCCGCCCGCCCGAUUCACAGGACUGACACGGUGUCACAGGCGCGUUCGAGCGGAGCGGAGCGGACCGCCAUGCCCCUCCUGUUCCUGGAGCGCUUCCCCUGGCCCAGCCUGCGGACCUACACAGCCGGGAGCGCCGCCCUGCUGGUCGCCAGCGUGCUCAGCGCGUACAACGCCUUAAGCCAGCCGCCGGGCCCGGGGCACGGAGACCUCCCCGGGGACGGAGAGCCUCCGGUGCUCGUGCUGCGCCACUUGGGCGGCGGGCUCGUCUCCCACGUGUUCUGGCACCUGGUCUCCGACAGCCUCUUCGUGUGGGUGCUGGUGAACACAGCUUGCUGCUUGCUGAUGCUGCUGGCCAAGGCGAUCCAGUGCCUGGUGUUCGGUCCUCUGCGAGUCAGCGAGAAGCAGCACCUGAAGGACAAAUUCUGGAACUUUGUCUUCUACAAGUUCAUCUUCAUCUUUGGCGUGCUGAAUGUCCAAACCGUGGAGGAGGUGGUCAUGUGGUGCUUGUGGUUUGCCGUACUCAUCUUCCUGCACCUCAUGGUCCAGCUGUGCAAAGACCGCUUUGAAUAUCUCUCCUUUUCACCCACCACACCCAUGAGCAGCCAUGUGCGCGUGCUCACCCUACUGGGCUCCAUGCUGCUGUGCGGCUGUGGCCUGGCCUUGCUGUGCGCGCUGGUGGGACCAGCGUACGGAAUGCACACGGUGUCUUUCAUGGCUGCGGAGUGUCUGCUGGUUAUUGUCCGUACUGCCCAUGUCAUAAUGAGGUAUUCAUUCCACCUGUGGGAUCUGAACCACGAGGGAACCUGGGAAAACAAGGGCACAUACGUGUACUACACUGACUUCAUCAUGGAAUUAGCCCUUCUGUCUCUGGAUCUGAUGCACCACAUCCACAUGCUGCUGUUUGGCAACAUCUGGCUCUCAAUGGCCAGUCUGGUGAUUUUCAUGCAGCUGCGUUACCUUUUCCACGAAGUUCAGCGUCGCAUCCGACGCCACAAGAACUACCUGCGUGUCAUUGACAACAUGGAGUCCAGGUUUGCUGUGGCUUCCCCUGAGGAGCUAGCUGCCAACAACGAUGACUGUGCCAUCUGCUGGGACUCCAUGCAGACGGCGCGCAAACUGCCCUGCGGACAUCUCUUCCACAACUCAUGCCUGCGCUCCUGGCUAGAACAGGAUACUUCCUGCCCUACCUGUCGUAUGUCCUUGAACAUCAAUGAGGGCAGCAGGGCACGUGACGACCAGCAGAGGGAGCCCUUAGAUGACAACAUAGUGCCUGGACCUGGUGCUGAGCCCCACCCCCACCUCAACCAGCAUAACCACUUCUUCCACUUUGAUGGCUCUCGCAUUGCCAGCUGGCUGCCCAGUUUCUCUGUGGAGGUCAUGCACACCACCCACCUGCUUGGCAUCGCGCAGGCAAACAACUCCCAGCUCAAUGCCAUGGCCCAUCAGAUCCAGGAGAUGUUCCCUCAAGUGCCCUUCCAUCUGGUACUCCAGGACCUGCAGCUCACACGCUCAGUGGAGAUCACUACGGAUAACAUCCUGGAGGGACGAAUCCAAGUGCCCUUUCCGACACAGGUGAACGAGUGGGCCCCCCCACAGGUCGCAACCCCAGUUACUUCCGUGGAGGAGCUGCCCGGGGCCAGCGGAGGCGCAGAGCCGGUUCCAAGGGAGGAUGUGGAAGUCCGGGGCAGUCGCUUCUCCAAAUCGGCUGAGGAGAGGCAGAGGAUGCUUGUGCAGAGGAAGGAGGAGAUGCUACAGCAGGCACGCAGGAGGUUCCUGAACAGGAGCCCUGAGGGAGAUGAGGAGGAAGAGGAGGAGGAGGGGGGCGAGGAGGGGGAAGAUGGCCUGCCUGCUCUGGAGGUCGACAAUGUGGCCCGUGGCCUGGAUCACAUAGCGUUGCGACGACGGAUGCUUGCAGCGGCAGCGGAACGCCGGAUUCAAAGGCGACAGGACACUCCCCAGUGAUGCGGUGCCCCCCACUCCUUCCCCACCUUUCCCUCCGCACAGUUCCCACACCAGCAGCCUCCGUGCACCAACCUGCCAGAAGUCUCCUCGGCUUCUUCCUCGGAAGCACGGAAUUUGCAUUUCUCUUUACCUACGAUAGCUGUGACAGCCCAGGCGAACGAGUGCAGUGGAUGCGCUGCAUGUUGGCCAGCUGCCAUUUUGCUGUGAUGUUUUAGGUUGCCUUAGCGAGAAGGCGACCUUUUCUUAAGAGCUUGAAUGUGUUUUAGAUUUCACAGCUUUAAUCGUUCUCAUCUGCUUCUUUCCCACAGUAAAGUUUUUGGGGACAGUGCUCGUAAACCCUUUAUGUCACAUGCUCGUACCCUCCGCUUUGUCAUGCACACUUGCCUGGGAACAAUGUCUGUGUCACAUCUGAGCAGAAAUGUGGGAGGAUGUGGAAGUGAGUCUGUGCUGCGAAACACCUUCUUCAUGGCAGUUUUUUAAAAAAAAAAUUUUUGUACAGUCAGUCAUUUUGGGAAACACUGUAAACGCACAUCUGUUUUUAAGGGUUUCCCAUGUGUUGAGGGAAAAAGCUCCGUUCUAAGCAACAGACGCUGUGCAAAUGGAAUAUAGUGUCACAAAGUGCUACAGUGUGCAGCCUAAAGUAAAGUAGGAGUGUAAAUUAUGAAACAUUUACAUAGAGGUAUAUGUAGCAGCAUUUCUGAAGAGAAAAUACUCUAUUUUAAUGUGCAUAAGAGUUCUGUGAAAGUCAAAUGUGAACCCACCAUAGACUGUGUGGAGUGGUUGCACCCCCAUGUGUGUUUGUUUGCAGACCGUACUGUGCAGGAUCACAGAGCGUAACCGUCGGAGGUUAGAAAAAGUCGCCGAUAUAGUCAGCUGUUAAUUGUUCGUGUUUCCUCAGUGGUCCUCAUGGUCUCUAUGACAGAGAAACGUAUUAUUGUCCGUUGGUGUGGAUUUGGAAUUGGGUCUGUUUUUGGCUAAGGCUCAUUUCAGUGCUGGAAUUUCUUUCUCAUUUAACAAGCAUUAAGCUAAAGAUGUUUUUUUCUGAAUUGAGGUAUUUUCUGCUCUCCAUUUGCUGCCUUUGCUGUAAGGCACGCAUACCAAGCUGUGUUCUUCUUUCCGUUCACCACCGACGACAGUGUUGUCUCAUUUUAUCCUAAAAAUGUUCAUUCUGAAAUCAGAGUUAAUUCAGGUGUUCAACACUACGGGAACGGAAUGGUGUGGUUGUCAUUUUACGAAUAAUCGUGAUGACCACAUGACAGAGUUAGGAACAGCAACGCCUCUACUUCUCUGCAAGUAUUUUCCUCCAUACCUUUAGCAUGGGCUUUUGAGGUUUUUUUUUUUGUGCCCCUUACCUCAUACCUCAUAGUAUUGUUGAGUGCUUUACUGUUUGGUAUAAUUACCCUGAUAAUUGUUCAAAUGUGAGUGAAGCAAAAUUUAAGUAGGAUCAUAAGCUCUUCUGUUGGAUUUUAGGUUGUGACCUGUGAAUGUCCUCUCCUUCAUGAGCUGAGGUAGGAGUUCAGCGAAAUGUCUUUUCCUUAUUGAGGGGUGUGGGAGGGAAGCCACAUGUGCACAAGACGCUCUGACCGUGGACAAAGCUUGGAGAUAAUGACAGGAGGUGCCCCGCUGUCCAUCUGUCCUGGCCAUCAGCUGUGUCCUUUCCCACCUGUAUAACAGAGGUGGACCUUUGCUGGUUUUACUUUCCAUUUGGAGAAAUCCAGGUAUUUCAGUUCCAUUUAUUGUUUAUGAAGAGCUCUUUUCAGCACUGUGACCCACGGCGCUCGAGCUAGAAGUUCAUGAAGUUGACUCAUGAGCGACUGUGUGUGCACAUGUAUUGCUGGAAGGGGCAGCGAUGAGGAAAGGUGUUUCUACAUGAGAAGAGGGCGUCUCUGUAGUUGCUGCGCAAUUCUAAUGCUGUAGAAUUAAUUUCAUAUUUAGUUUCUGGGAAGGUGUGUGACCUCUUGCAUGUACUUCAGGCAUGUACCCAGAAUGACACUUAUUUUGAACCAUGAAUAGACUCUUUGUUAGCUAUAUAUCUUCUUAAAAAUUAUUUUCAAAGAGCUUGCGCUUACAAACUUAAUGUCAAAAAUUAAAUUUAUUAGAAAGCGCUGACUUUUUUCUUCAACAGGUUUUUGAUGCUCUUAACUGUGUACAUAAACCAAAAGCAAUUAGGUUUUUGUUGUUUGCACAGUUGCACCUUGUAGGAGUCUUUCUUAAAAUAGCAAGUCUCAGUACACUAACUGUAUUUACAGUUGGGUUUCUCAAACAAGCAGACAGAAUAUGAAACCGGAUGCUUUGGAACGCUUUUGACGCAAAAAAAGAAAAAAAAAAAAAAACAAAA